GGAAACGGCAAAGAAGCUUGGCCUGCUCCGCUACGAGGAUUGCCCUGCCUCCCACCUCCCCCCCUUCCCUCCGGGGCGCUCUUUUUCCCUUCGUGCUUCUCGUUGGGAGCACCCGUCCUCGCCUUCUCAGAGGAGGAGGUAAGAGGAGGACAUACCCAGAGGAGAAAGAGGAGGGAGCCGCACGAGAAAGCAUCGCGGGCAGGGAUAUGAAUCACGAGACCGUUGGUUCGCUUCUGGCCGUCAUCGCGAAUUCGCUCAACGAUGGCCUCCGCAUCAUGAUGUUCGCCGACAAGAAGGCCUGGGGCCCGGACGAGUUCGAGCAGCUGCGCCUGCUUGAAGAGGCCCUCGACGAGGCCAAGAAAGACUUCCAGGAGCUUCCUGACCUCGUCAACGGCCGUUUCUACUACGAGAACGAUCGUAUAGAGGAGUCCCUCGAAGACCUUCGCAUCCUGUGCACGCGGUUCGAGCUGCACACGCAGAACUUCAAGGACUGGGUGCGCAACGGGGGCGUGCCGCCGAUCGAGGCGGCGUGGGCGCGGGAGACGGUGACGCUGCGGACCGAGCUGCACCGCGCGCAGUGCCGCGCCGCGCGCCGCGUCCACAGCGCCCAGCAGGUCGACAACCUGUCGGGCAGCCCGUCGCGCUGCCUCGGCGCCCUGCAGGUCUACCGCGUCCAGCAGCAGCAGCACCGGCAGCGCAGCGACCCCCGCAAGCGCGAGGACGAGGAGCGCCUCGCCUGCGCCCGCGCCGGCCGCUUCGAGCGCUUCGGCAACCAGAACGUCGCCUUCGUCUGCGACUUCUGCGACGGCUUCCUCAUCUGGGACGACCUGCGCGCCAUGCCGACCACCCGCAUCCGCAUGAACCCAUCACCAUCAUCGCCGCCGCAGCCCCCCCUCCCCUUACACCUGGGCGCCGGAAACGCCCCGGCCUCGGCGCAGGGCGGCAGCAGCAGCAGCAGCAACAGCGACCCGGGCGACCUCGAGUCCAGCAGCAGCAGCAGCACGUGGCAGGCGCGGGGGAUCGCGAUGACGAACGGCGAGACGAAGACGGUGGUGUUCGCGCCGGUGGCGGUGGCGAACCACGUGCCGCCCGACGUCGGCGACUGGCGGUCGCGCGUGCUGUGCCCGUACUGCGACGAGUACUACUACGAGGAGCAGGGCGACGACGACAUGGAGCGCGUCCGGUACGUGCAGGACGGCAGCGGCUUCGACGGCAUCGGCGCCUUCCAGGCGCACCUCGAGUGGAGCCACGCGCCCAUCGUGCCCAGCAUCAGCGCCUCCAGCUGCCAGAUCAUGUAGCACGCGCCGCGCCGCGCCGCGCCGCACCGCCCUCCGUCCCCCGCCUCCAGAGAGGGGUGAGGGCGGCGGGAGGCGAGGGUGAAUUCCCCCGCGCACUCGCGCACGUCUCGCGGCGUUCGCGGGAGGGAACCUGGUUGGCCUAGCCCGCGCGUUCUUACCGCGUAGAUUGGGUUUAUUGUAUAUUUUUUUUUACCGUGAGAUGGACAGGAAGGACAGAAGGGGAAGCGCGCGAGGAGGAGCAGGAGGAGGACUUGAUGGCGUUUUAGGCGUCCGCAUCGGAAAAGAGAGGACAGGCAAAAGGAGCGUUCAAGUUAUUCCAUUCCCAGACUCGUUUGACUAGAUACAGAUACUACAACUACUUAGG
Durotheca rogersii is the source of this 1662-nucleotide messenger RNA. RefSeq lists its product as uncharacterized. The coding region runs from base 207 to 1298 and encodes 363 amino acids. The record is from RefSeq and is a predicted model, not a curated record. Lineage: Eukaryota; Fungi; Ascomycota; Sordariomycetes; Xylariales; Xylariaceae. The transcript is spliced from 2 exons.